Cladocopium goreaui is the source of this 2690-nucleotide messenger RNA. NCBI's taxonomy places the organism in Eukaryota, Dinophyceae, Suessiales, Symbiodiniaceae. The record is from the annotation of a GenBank genome assembly.
GGGGGCAAGAUGCUUGUGCCACGCUGCGCUGUAAAUCCUUGUGAUAGAUUGGGUGACACAUGGACGAAUACUGGAAGACUUGCCCUUACAGCGAGUCUCAACGCAUUUGCUUCGACAAGGUGAAUCCCAAGAGGAUAGGGAAGGCGGCGUGGUACAGAUAUGAUAGAUACAAGAGUGCACAGACCAUUGGAGAAUACUUUGAGAUCUGCAAAGGCGCAAAUGAAGACAGGAAGGUUGUAAGAGUGGACCUUCAGUACGAUAUCAGCAAGAAUAUUUGUCGACUUCUGUCAGAUAAGCCAGUUGCACCACCAGCAGACGCUUCCCAGUCCACUGGAUUGAAAGGAUCGAGCCAAUCAAGUGCUCCAAUCCCUUCAGCCUCAAGUGAUGGACGCAAAGCUGGGACACAUGGAACAGGAAAGGCUGGAGCCAAAGAUCCAACACUGGAAGCUCCAGAAGUGGUCCCCCCAGCUUCGGUGCCUGUGCCGGUGGUAGAUGCUGAAGGAAGGAAGGAGACAGCAACAGCCAUGCCACCCAGUCAACAGUCAGUGAAUGGGUCAAACCCCAAAUCAGGAGAGGAGACUGUUGCGACUGGGGGUGCAGGCCUUCAACCAAAGGAGCAAGAGCCAAAAUCUGGCGGAGAUAAGGCGCCUCCUGAAUCCAAGAACAAAACUCCCGAGGUUCCUGAAACGACCCGGCUUGAGGAUCAAAGUCUCUUCUCCCUUCUGGGGUCGGACCAGCCAAAGAAGUUGGAACCCAAAAAGGCAGCUCGGAAGGACCUCAAGGAUCGGAAGGAACCAAAGGAAGCGAAGGAAACCAAGGAACCCAAGGAGCCCAAAGACGAAAAAGAAAAGAAGGAAAAGAAGGACAAGUCUGCGAGAAAGCCUUCCAAUACUCUGAAGCAUUUGCAGCCAAAGCGGGAACGACAGGAACGACACAACCGACAAACAGAAAAUCCCAAGGCUGGGAAAGUUCUGCAUGUUCGUGAGUUCGUUCGUGAUUUGGUGGUGGACUACAUAGAGGGGCAACCCGAUCCACCGGAAAAGUCCGCGUCAACAGAUGGGAAGCAGGUGGUUCGAUUGAGAGAUAAAGACUCCAAGGAACCAAUGGCACCGCCCAACAGAAAUGGCUUUAUUUGGGUGGCUGAUGCAGGAAAUUCUGGAUACACCCACGAUGCCAAGUUUGCGCAGCCUCUUCCAUCAGCUGUCAAAGGUGCUCGAUGCGAUGUUUGUGGAAAAUCCUGCGUUUCGGAGCGUUUGUAUCGAGUGCGAUGCUACUCCCGCAGACUGCUUGGGGCAGUUUCCGAGUUGAAAGAUCCGCGGGUCAUGAGACGAGAAACCUAUCUUGCAGGAUCCAAGUGCUUGGAGGCUUUGUUGGGACAGCCGUUCGUGCAACCCCGCUUCGUCAGACAGUUUCGGGAACGGCUUCUCAUUGCUUUGGAGGCUCAAGGCUUUGAUGAUCACCAAUGGGUGGAGCCACUUUGGCGUCUCAACGAUGCACAUGGUAAGACCUUCACGGACUUUUUGUCAGCUGAACUGGCAAGGGUAAUCCGUGCCCGUGGGGCGGAUGAAGAGACAGAGAAGGAGCACAACCAGAAGAAGCUACAUGAGAUUGACAGCUUCGAGGACCGUGAGCAUUACCGCCAGCUGCGCUUGAACCGGGAAGUGGUCACCCGAUGUAAGCAGCUGCGGCAGAGGCUCUCGCUGUCUCUGAUGGUGAACAGCCAGAGCGCCAAGGAGGAGUACAAAAAGGCAUCAGGAAAUGCGGCCGUGCCUGACGUGCUGGAGGAUUUACUUCUCAUUGCGACCGAAAGUGCAGUGACCUUGUCCAGCUUGGGAUUGCGCCCCACUGCGCCGGGGCCAAAGACCACGGACUUUGGGGCAGCAUCGCCUGUGGAAGGCCCACCUGCCAAGAAGGCAAAGACCCAGGAAGCCAUCGACCUGCCGUCAGAAUCUGUCCAAAGCUGGAGCACGACAACCAUGACGCCCGCAUUCCCACUCUCCCAACCACUCUCUCAACCGCUCUCCCAACCGCUGUCCAGCGCACAAAGUGCCACAGCACAUGCCACAAAACCACAAGGACAGCAGCAGCUUUGGGAUGGCAUGGAUCACUUUCAGACCACCUCCUACGACUUUUUCGGCUUUCGACGUCGCCUUUUGAACUGCACCUACUUUUCUGAUCAGGCUACAUGUAUCAACGGCAGGCGAAGCUUCUGGGAUGAAUCCAACUCGGUUUUCAUGUACUGGCAGAGCAGCUCUGGACGCUGGGCUAUUUGUCAGCGCUGGCAACAUGGCCAGGACUUGCUGAAGGAGGUGCAAACGGGUCGAGAUCUUGGCUGGGCUUAUUUCCGAAGUCCUGGCUUGUGGUCAGAGUAUUCGGAAGGUGCUUGGCACAAGAUCCCUGUCAGCACCAUCAUUAGUCAGGCUGACCGGCCAUCGUUGAUGGACCAGCUGGCUACGGGCCCUGCGGGCCCUGCGGGCCCUGCGGGCCCAGAACUCUCGCAGGCACGAGAAAUCACCACGUUGCGUUUGUCUUUGCCGGAUCCUUUGUACAAAAAUGCUUUCCGUGGCUACGGGGCCAACCACGACGAGAUUGAGACGAUUGGCGUGGACACGCCACCGCUGAUCAUGGCUAUGCCGGUGGAGCCCUGUGCUGACAAUGAAUUCUUGGACAUUUGCACGCCUACACCUUGA